CCUUUUCUGAUUCUGCCUCCAUUUUUGCCAAGAUGAGUGCCCCUCCUCCCCCACCUUUACAACAACAGCCUUCCUCAUCUCAAAGCUCUCGUUCAAAGUCAAGCAAGAUGAGCAGCAGCAGCUCAAGUCAUUCUUCAGGCUACCCACAGUUCCUGCGCUCUUUCCACCCGUCUGAGGCAGCACUAGCACAGGAGCAGUUACAUCCAGGUGUAGGCCGCUUUGAGCACUUUGCUGGGGGAAGUAGUGGGAGUGCUGGGGGAUUGGGAGGAUUAGUAACAUCAGCACCUCCACCCCCUCCUCCUCUGCAUCCUGGCCUCUCUGUCCCCCAAGUAUCAUCUGGUCCCUCCUCCUCCUCUCCUUCCCCUUCAACCUCUGUGGCCACCUCUAAUAACCUUUCUAGCAGCAGUGCAGUCAGCUCAUUGGGACACCAAUUAGUUGGGGCCCAAUCUGAUGCACGUAGCCUUCACCAACAAUUUAGUUGCAUGUUAGCUGCUAAUCAGUAUUUCCUUUCUGGUGUGCCUACUAAUGCUAGUUUAGAGCAAUUUCUUGUGCAACAGGGAACCCAUAACCAUUUAGGGUUAGGUUUAAGUCAGACAGGCGGGGAGCCUAGUACUAGUCUUGCUCCACCUCCUGCUUUGCAUUCUUCUCACUCACAUGGUCACUCCACUCCCCAGUCACAGCAGGCUCCACAGCAACAGCAACAACUUACACCUCACACCCUUUCUCAUCCGCAUUCUCAUUCUCAUCCUCAUCACCCGCUUCACCCAGGCUCCCAGCCUUCAUCACUUGGAGGCUUUGACUUCCAGGGUAUCCCUGUACUUUCGUCAAAUCAGAUAGCUUCUUUAAUGCAGCAAGAAGCAGGUUUGCCCCUUCCCUUGCCACUUCAUUUAUCCUUAUCUAAGGAUGAUGGUAAAGGGGAAAACAGUGGCGGUGGAAGUAGUAGCAGUGGUAGCAGUAGCAGCAGGAGGAAGAAAGCUAUGGCUGGAUAUUUGCCUCAGAGAAAAUCUGAUAAUAAUAGCAGCAGCAACCAUGGCCACAGCAGUAACCCUAGCACUAGUAGUAAUGGAGCUGGGUUAAGUCAUGGUCAGCCCCCAGCGUUAAUUGGGAGUGGGGUUGGUAUAUCAAAUAUGGGUGGAGACCCAUCAUCUCUUCUUGCCUCAUCAUCUUCAUCUUCAUCUGUUGUCUCUUCCUCUUCCUCCUCUGCUCCCUCCUCCACUGCUGCCUCAGUACUGGUUACUAAUGAUUCUCACCUUUCUAAAUCUAAUAACCAGAGCUCAAUGCAACCCAAUCCCACAGAGUCUGAUUCAGAGACUGUUUAUAGUUGUGGAGAUUGUGCCAAAAGCUUCCCUCACCUUUCAAGCCUUCGCAGGCAUUUGCGCAUGCAUGAGCCAACCACAGCAGGUACUAGCAAUAGUGCCACUACUGGCCCAAACCCUAUUCAUAUUAAAGCUCAGCCUGACCCAAGCCUUCCCCAUUCGACACAAGAAACUCCUCAACCCACAUCUAAUUCCUGUCCUAGCCCAGACAAAAUAUUUAAUUGCCCAGAUUGUGGCAAAGGCUUUAAAAAAAAAGGGCACCUCCUGCAACAUGGUGUUAUACACUCUUCAGCUCGCCCAUAUGGCUGCUCCACCUGUUCUCGGGCUUUUAAUCGUAGAGAGUCACUGACCCGCCAUGAGAAGAUACAUGAGGAAAAGCCAUUCCGAUGCCCCGCCUGUGGUCGUUCCUUCCGUGAGAGCACCUCUCUACUCAACCAUGCUGCCUCAGGCACCUGCGGCAAGCCAGGCUACCAUGAUGACCAUCGUUCUCAAGGUAAUCCAUCUCCAUGCUACUCUGGUGCCUCCCCCUGUGGAAGUGGGAUGGCGGGCCCAGCUCUGAGAAAGGCACCCUUGGCCCCGACACUGCAUCCACACUCACAGAGCCACAACCAGCACCACCAUCCGCAGCAACAACCCCACCUGCCCCUUUCUUCUCUUCUGGAUGACUCAGAGGAUGAUGUUACUAGCUCUGUCAAUAAUGCAAUCUCUGCUAUAACAGCCGCUAGUAACAGUGGAAAUAGAGGGGAUGAUAGGGGAGACAUCAUAGGAGGUCUACUAGGUGGUCUUGGUUUGGGUCCUCUGGGCUCACCCUCAACAACUUCUGGUAUGGAUAAGAAUUUCAGAGGAGGUGGGAGCCAGGAGGCUAUGAACAGCAACCCGCAGAAUCCUACGGCUAAACCAAAACGUCCCCGCAAACCUAGAGCUAAGAAAGAUCCUGCAGUGGCUGGACAGCCCCCCAAACGUAGGCAAUACACUCCCAGAAUGGGGCCCAGCGGGCUCCCACGCACUCACCUCUGCAGUGUCUGUGGUAAGGGGUUUGCACGCCGCGAGACACUACGCCGGCAUGACCGCAUUCAUACUGGGGAAAAACCCCAUCACUGCAAUGUUUGUGGAAAGUAUUUUAGAGAGGCUUUUCAUCUUAGCAAGCAUCAAACAGUCCACUCUGGGGCAAAGAAUUACAAAUGCAGCAUAUGUGGGAAAGAGUUUGGAUACUCCCAGAGCCUCAGGAGGCACAGCAAACUACAUCAGAAAGGGGAGCUGGAAGAGGUGCCCACAACACCAGCUCCUGAGAACCUAAACAGCUUUAACCCAAACCCUCAAUGUAGCGUGGCCCAAGAUAGGAGCCAAAACCCAGCACCAAGCACCUCCUCCUAUUAUUCCUACUCUCAAGACGUUAAGCCUCAAGAUACCAACACCCAGCAACAGCCUCCACCACCCCAAACACAGCCACCCCCUCCCCCUCGACUUUACACGUGUGCAAUCUGCUGGAAGUCGUUCCGCCAUCACUUUCAUUUGACUGCCCAUCACCAGACGGUUCAUGAAGGUGGGGGGGAAAAGCUCUUCUGCUGUGAGGUAUGUGGGAAAGCAUUUGCUUACUCCAAUAGCCUCACCCGGCAUAGGCAAUCACAGCAUGGGAUGACCCGCAAUGAAUCAUCCAACCCACAAGAAGGCAACAGUGGGUCUGGAGAUAACAGAGGUGGGAGUGAUGUCAAUCAGUCAGCAUCAGAGAGUGAGGCUGCGACCAAUGCCCUCCUGCAAAUGGCUCCUUCUGCAGAAGGCCAUGGAGCGCAGAGUCUCAGUGUUGUCACUCAUAGCCACCAACAGGCACCGCCACAACCACCAUCUGGAUACUCUCCUCUCUUUUAUGAUGCUGCUCAUUCUUCAGCCUCUAACCCUCCAUCGUACUCACAGCCUCUGCCUCCAAACUCUACAAUAAUGCCCCCCCAGCACCCUCAUUCCCCAGCCGGGGUGAAAGGAGAGCACAUAUAUCCAGCUGGAUCCCGUAGCCGUACGCUUCACACCACAGCCCCUUUCCAGCCCCUCACGGAACUGCCCUCCACUGAACAUCAUCAUUUGCAUCACCAUCAUCAUCACUCCCAACAUCAUCCUCAUCAUCAGUCAGGUGCCCAGUCCCAUCAACACCUUGACUGCAGCAACCAAUUAAUGCACGAUGACAUGAGACGAUACAAGAAGAAAAAAAAAAAGUCCAACCAGAGAGAUUGGAGGGAAAAUAAGUGGGAAUCCAACAAUUUAGUAAGACUCGACGGAAGCAAAAAAAAGAAGAUAAGUUGUACAAUAAGAGGGCAGUUGACUAAAAAACAAGGCUCCCUUCGUUUGACAAUUCGACGAGGAGGCGGAUCAGGUGGUGGUGGAUAUAAGCUUGUCAACACUGGGGGCAUGAAGGUGCAGAUCCUGUCGUCUCUUAAAGUCCCUGUGAAACGUUUUGGCUGUCCUAAAUGCCCCAAUUCUGUGUUUUCACGCAAAGCAGGAUUGCUAGUCCACAUGGCAGUAAAACAUAGACAAAGAGGCUUGACCACUCUGGAGCGACUGAGGUGCAGUGUGUGUGGGAAGCAUUCUCACAGGGCUUUGGCAGCCUUCAUCCAUCGGGCCUCCCAUCGUGCCAGAGGGACUUUCUCCUGCCGACGUUGCUCUACUCGCUUCUGGAAUGCUACACUUCUGAAACGGCACAAGGUUUCUUGCCGCCGCAGGGCGAAAGGACUGCAGCGAGGAGAUGCUAAUAGGCUGAAGCUUUCAAAGAGACCAGGAGAGAGUCAGACCCACGAGGGUCAGGAGGAGGUGCCAUUCCUUCAGGGACCAUACAGAUACUGAGCAUCAUUGUAUCUGGUACAGGUUGCAUUCAUGAGGGAUAUUUCAGUUCUAAAAUGGGAAGGUGAUAAAAAAAAAAAGGGACUUGAAAAGGCUUAUGCUGCCUUUAGAAGAAUUUGCUUCAUGUCUCAUUUGACAUUUAUUUUGCUGAUUAUUAGAAUGAGUGUGUUAACAACUACUGUAAAACAUUCUAUAAGAUAUCACCGGAAAUUCUUCCAGAUUAUAUUGGAAGAUGUUUUCAAAAGAUGUGACUGUUUCCAUAGGUUCAUUAACCCCUUAAGUGCAUUGACAAUGCUUGGCUGACACUGUGCAGUUACCAGAAAAGUUUAGGUGAUUUGACCUGCUAAUGUAUCUCUCCCCAUAACUAGAAUCCCUGCUACAUCUCUUGCUGUAUGAUAAACGUCUCUGAUGUGUACUCUGUCUUGUUGUUGUUCACUUAGAGGCUCUGAGGAUUUUUUACUAAUGUAAAGUGCAUUAUUUAGGAAUAGGGACAUUGGGACAAAGACCUUUGUUGAUAGUUUGUCAGUGCAUGUUUGUUCUCUGGUCAAGUUUUUUGCGGAGGUUGUGAAAUCACUCCUACAGUAUGUGAUGGUUUAUUCAGUAUAUCCCCAGAAGUUUGUAGUGAUAAAUCUGAUUUGAAAGUGGCUCUAUAUUCCCUAGUAAUUGAAUCAUGCAUAGAAUAAAUGUCAAGUUGCUGGUAAUUAGCAUUACAAGGAUCCCUCUUCUGCCAAAACGAAGAAACUUACAAAAGCCUUGCUUAGUAUAUUCACUUUACUUCAUUUAUUUAAAAAUAUUCCUAGCUUUUAUACCAAGAGAUUUAAAACAGGCUAAACAAGUGAACUGUGACACAUGUUUAUCUCAUGUAAUUUGUAUGCUCUUUUUAGCAGUGAUUAUUUCUACAGUAAUCCACAGUGUGUUUAAGGAAGGACCUAUCACAGUAGAAACAAGUGUAAUAUUCCAUGUAUUCAUGUGUGUAACCCAAUCAGUCUUCUUGCCAAUAUUAUACUUAACCCCUUCUAUGUUUUACUUUUUGCUGGGUUGCAAUCAUAUUCUUACUGUCAUGCCUUGUUUUUUGUUUCUUUGUAUGUUUUAAUAACAUCUUGUCACUAUCCACAUAUGAAAUGGUCAUACCCCUGUCAAGCCUUUUUUUUCUUCUAAAGGAAAAUUAUAGUUUUAGUAGAUUUUUAUCACAUUAUUUACUGAGAAGUCAGUAGUUGAUUACAUUUCAGCAAUGAAUAAACCUUAAGUGUAACCAGU
This is a messenger RNA of Labrus mixtus (cuckoo wrasse), 5399 nucleotides long. RefSeq names its product zinc finger protein 628. Bases 33 to 4145 code for a protein of 1370 amino acids. The record is from RefSeq and is a predicted model, not a curated record. Gene Ontology annotation, biological process: regulation of transcription by RNA polymerase II. NCBI's taxonomy places the organism in Eukaryota, Metazoa, Chordata, Actinopteri, Labriformes, Labridae. Gene Ontology annotation, molecular function: DNA-binding transcription factor activity; RNA polymerase II cis-regulatory region sequence-specific DNA binding. The transcript is spliced from 2 exons.